Engraulis encrasicolus (European anchovy) is the source of this 3339-nucleotide messenger RNA. RefSeq names its product EPS8 signaling adaptor L2 (gene eps8l2). The record is from RefSeq and is a predicted model, not a curated record. NCBI's taxonomy places the organism in Eukaryota, Metazoa, Chordata, Actinopteri, Clupeiformes, Engraulidae. Gene Ontology annotation, biological process: Rho protein signal transduction; positive regulation of ruffle assembly; regulation of Rho protein signal transduction. Bases 313 to 2364 code for a protein of 683 amino acids. Gene Ontology annotation, cellular component: ruffle membrane; vesicle; plasma membrane. The transcript is spliced from 21 exons. Gene Ontology annotation, molecular function: actin binding.
CUGUUGCGUGCGCCGAGACCCUACACCUGUCCCGUGCGUAUCGCGAAUACUUUUAAACUCAUCUGCGUGUGUCGUUUGUGUAGCCUAAAUAAUAAUAAUUCUCGGGGCGCAUCCGCUACAAGAGCAAAGUUCUCUCCACAGAGUGUCAACAAACAUAGCGUGACGUGUGCCAACAUGACACAUUGACAGUGGAAGCUGCUAACAGUUUUCGGGAGAACAACCCAUAACCAAAUUUGCCUGGACUUGACGCACGCGCACUAAAGGUGGAGUGGUUAACCUCGUCUUUCCGACUCGGGGUGGAUGUCGUAAAACAUGAGUAUCAUGGCACCUGGCUUCAGACCAACAGGCGGAGUUGGACGGCCCGACAAGGGAGUUGGACGAUCCGACAGCAAGAUCAGCGCCAAGACACUAUAUGAGCAGAGGAAAAAGUACUCCAACUCCAACAUCAUCAUGCAGGACACGUCGCAGUACCAUGUCCAGCACCUCUCCACCUUCAUGAUGGACAGAGUGGAUGCCAUCAGCACGGUGGAGGACGCCAUUAAGAAACUUCUGCUCCUCAACUCCAAGGAUAAGAUCUGGACACAGGAGAUGCUGCUACAGGUCAGCGACGAUGCCAUCAAGCUACUGGACUGUGACACCAAGGAGGAGCUGGAGAACUUCCCCCUACCCACGGUGCACCUGUGUAAGAAGGUUAUGAACCAGAUGGUACUCUACCCCUCCGUACUGCUGCUCGUCUGCCAAGACUCAGAGCAGAACAAACCCGACAUACACUUCUUCUACUGCGACGAGGUCGACGCUGACAUUGUUCAUAGUGACAUUGACAGUGCAAUGGGAGACAAUGCCAUGCCCGCACAGGGCAAGAAGACCAGACCCCAGACACUAAAGGCGAAUCAGGAGAGGAUGAAACAGCAAAGACAGACCAUCAUCCCCCAAAGCCCCAAAGGCCCUGGCCCUGCUGUCAAAGGCCGCGUAGCAGCCAUGGAUGUGAGAGAUAUUCCAAGACGGAAUUCUGACCAGGACCAGAAUGAAUCUCAUGAGAACUUGGCCCAACGGAUAGAGAAAGAUGUGCAAAUCCUGAACUGUGCGUUGGACGACAUCGAGAUAUUUGUGGCGCGACUGAGGAAAGCAUCAGAGGCCUUCGCCCAGCUCAACAUGAGGAACAAGAGCAAACCAAGCAAGAACAAGAAGAGGGGCCCGGCAGAGGGUAUGUUGACCUUGCGAGCCAAGAUGCCCGUGGAGCCAGAGUUCUAUGACUGCCUGCAGAAACUCAAGCUGUCCUUCAACCUCCUGGCCAAGUUGAAGAGGCACAUCCAGAACCCCAGCGCUGCCGAGCUCAUACACUUCCUCUUUGGCCCGCUAGAACUGAUCCUGCAGACGUGUGGCAAUGGGGACCUGGUUCAGGCGGUGAUUGCGCCACAUCUGUCCCGGGACGCGGUGGACUUCCUGAGAGGUCACAUGUCCCCUAAGGAGACCACCAUCUUCGAGUUCCUGGGGGAAGCCUGGACGAGACCUCGGUGUGACUGGCCCAAAGAGCAGUGUGCCCCUCUCUACAUCCCAAAGUUCCUGAACGGCUGGGAGCCCCCCGUAGAACUCUUCCGCACGUCGCCAUGGGAGACAGAAGGGCCCAUGACGCCAGGACGGAGGUCAGACGAGAUGUUUGGACAGCCACCUUACCACGCUGCAAAUGGGUCGGCCCCGAGAGGUAAAUAUGUGAAGACCCGCUACCGGUUUGUGGCACGCAACCCCAACGAGCUGUCAGUCAUGGAGGGAGAGGUGCUGGAGGUGCUAGAGAAUGAUAAAGAUUGGUGGAAGCUGAGGAACAGCCGGGGCCAGGUGGGCUUCCUGAGCUACAACAUCCUGGAUGAAGCCCAGCCCGGGGACUUACACGGCCAGGUAGACCAGCCAUACAACCAGCCUUAUGGCUCUCCCCCAUCAGGAUCAAUGCCACGAGGAGAGAAAGACAUGCGUAGCCAUCAGAUGGACCAGGUGAAUGAGGAGCUCCUGAAGCACAUCACCACCAGCAAGGCCCAGCCGCCCCAGCGCAACUACCACGUGGAGCGCCCCCCCACCGCCACCAAGUGUCCCCCCAUCACCUACGAGUCCACCCCCACCCAGGUCGCCACCUGGCUGCGCGCCAAGAGCUUCAGCAAGGGUACGGUGGACUGUUUAGGCAUCUUAACAGGGGCCCAGCUGUUCUCGCUGGACAAGGAGGAGUUGAAGGCGGUGUGUGGGGAGGAGGGAUCCCGCGUCUACAGCCAGAUCACCGUGCAGAAGGCCGCGCUAGAGAAGAGUCGUGGCGACUCGGAGCUCCAGGAGAUCAUGAGGCGACGACAGGAGAGGAUCAACUCCACCACCUCCCAAUGAGUAUGCCCAGAACGCACGAUUGACCCAGUUGGCAACUCUGGGCCCGCCAAUGAUAUUGCUUGUUUCCCCCCGACGGUUGCCCCACCUGCUGUAUGUAGUGGCUAAUUAAUAUGCCUAAUAACUGGCAGUGAUUGGCUCCACACGACCACGGGUGGAGCAUUCGGAGGGAAAAACAAUGCAGUUUAAUGGGCGGGCCAGAGGAGCCAACUGGGUGAAUGGGCGUCAGCCUGUUCAUGGGCACAGCCCCAGCCCCAACCCCGAGCUCCAUGCCCUCCCCUUUGCUUUUGACAUUGCAUGAUAAAAAUCUAUCAAAUACCUACGCAUUAACAUACACUCUCUCUCUGAAAUACCAAUACAUAUGUACAGACAUGAUAACACGCACACGUACACACAUUUUCAAGCCAAGUACACACUACCAUACACAGACACAAACAUGCACGCACGCACACACACACACGUAUGCAUGCACACACACGCACGCACGCACACAUGCACACGCGCGCACACAUGCACGCACGCACACACACACACACACCUUACAUGGACACACAGACUCUUCUCACAGCCAAGUAUACACUUACAUAAAUGCAUACAAAGUCGCUCAGAAUAUUUUACUCAUAUGGAGAUCACCAAGAUGACGCUUUUGUAAUUGUAUAUAAUAGACCAUAGCGUAUAUAUUUGAAUGUAUGUCCAGUACAAUACUGUAGUUCUGCUGUUUCCUUAUUGUUUUGUACUACUGGUGUCUGCUCCCUUUCCCCUUGCUUUUGCUCUCUAAUGAAGAUUUCUCCGCAGUUUUGUUCUUGUGCUGUGUGGCCACAUAUGAUUUGGGGUGUAUACACCUAUGUCUGAUGUUAGGGGAGGUUUGUAUGUGUGCUUGUGUGCAUGGCAGCGUGCACGUGUGUGUGUGUGUAUGAAAGAAAGAAAGAAAGACAGAAAGAAAGAAAGAAAGAAAGAAAGAAAGACAGAAGGGAAGAA